Molecule: messenger RNA, 1057 nt
Organism: Paramisgurnus dabryanus
Lineage: Eukaryota; Metazoa; Chordata; Actinopteri; Cypriniformes; Cobitidae
Gene: mtnr1al
Product: melatonin receptor type 1A like
Biological process (GO): G protein-coupled receptor signaling pathway
Cellular component (GO): plasma membrane
Molecular function (GO): melatonin receptor activity
Source: RefSeq, a predicted model, not a curated record
CUGUCCCGUGAUGAUAAAUUGAGGAUGGUGGAUGGAACGGAUGCCUUUUUGAGGAACAUUUCUACCGGAAACCAGGACAGCAAGUAUCUCUCUUUCCCCUGGGUGGUGACUUUACUCUCCAGCGUGCUCAUCACCACCAUUAUAGUUGAUGUACUGGGCAACCUGUUGGUCAUUGUGUCAGUCUUCAGAAACCGAAAACUCAGGAAGGCAGGCAAUGCCUUUGUGGUGAGUUUGGCAGUAGCAGAUCUGGUAGUAGCCAUCUAUCCGUACCCACUAGUGUUAAGUGCAAUCUUCCAUGACCGCUGGAUUGCCGGUGAUAUUCACUGUCAAAUCAGCGGCUUCCUAAUGGGCCUCAGUGUUAUUGGCUCUAUUUUCAACAUCACAGGUAUUGCAGUCAACCGUUACUGUUACAUCUGCCACAGCCUUAAAUACGACAAGCUCUUUUCCAACAAGAAUACAGCAUGUUACGUCAUCUUGGUCUGGAUGCUGACUAUCCUGGCAAUCGUCCCAAACUGGUUCGUGGAGUCCCUGCAGUACGACCCACGAGUCUACUCGUGCACCUUCGCCCAAUCGGUGAGCUCGCUCUACACUAUCACGGUAGUGGUGGUACACUUCAUUGUGCCCAUCGGUAUCGUCACAUACUGCUACCUGCGCAUCUGGAUCCUUGUCAUAGAGGUUCGCAAACGGGUCAAGCCCGACAGUCGGCCCAAGAUCAAACCUCAGGACUUCCGAAACUUUCUCACCAUGUUUGUGGUGUUCGUGCUGUUUGCCGUCUGCUGGGCUCCUCUGAACUUCAUAGGCUUGGCGGUGGCCAUCCACCCCGGACUGGGUCAAGCCAUACCGGAGUGGCUCUUCACAGCCAGUUAUUUCAUGGCAUACUUUAACAGCUGUCUAAAUGGCGUGAUAUAUGGAGUGUUAAACAACAACUUUAGAAAAGAGUAUAAAAGGAUUGUACUUGCAAUUUUCAAGUUUCACUGUUAAAAGUUUUUUCGAGGAGACAACCACUGUGUCUUUCAUAAACUGGCGAAGACUAAAUUAUACUUCACUUUUACGCGUA